AUGUUGUUGAUUGUGUGUUCUGGCCCGGUAUCUGAUUGGCUUCAUACUUGGUACCGGUACCAUGUAACUGAACUAGUUGAAUUCUUAGAUACCCAUCACCCCAAUAACUGGCACAUGUGGAACUUUAGAGGUGAAGGGUCGGGGUAUUCUGAUUCUCAAGUGCGUGAUCAAGUAUCUCAUUAUCCGUUCCCCGACCAUCAAAUCCCUCCGUUAACUGUGAUAUCUGAAUGCACUACGGAGAUUGAUCAAUGGCUCCGGAAAUCUCCAGAUACGGUGGCAGUUUUGCAUUGUAAGGCAGGGAAGGGACGUAGCGGAACAUUAUGUUGUGCUUAUUUACUAAUGGGAGAUCCAGCCGUUAGCGGGCUACAAUUACCAUCUACCAAUUUAACUGUUGAUAAUGUGGUGGCAGAAUAUACAGCCAAACGAAUGCGUAAACAAUGUGGAUCAGGGAUCAGUAUCAAAAGUCAACUUCGAUAUUUAAGGUAUUGGAACAAAUACUUAAUGGACCCACCGGAACAACCACUAACCACCAGUGUGAAGAUAACUAGAAUAGUGCUCCAUGAUAUGGCACCUCUGGUGAAAGUGCAAAUCCAGUCAUAUGUAGAAACCAAAGGUACUUACUGCAUUCACAAUAACAGUACAUUUACAAUGGGGAAAGAAGUGAGGGAGUUGGAAAUAGAUCAAGUUAUGGAUACACCAGAUAUACGGAUUCUUAUUGAUGACUAUGCUUCUUUCUGGUUUAAUGUUAACUUUGAACAACUGGGCACCGCAUUUGAAUGGACUCAGUUUGAUGGGUUCAAAGGUACUGGAUACAAAGGAGUUGCAAGUUUCCAUGAAAUGAUAUUAUAUUGGCAAUAA
Molecule: messenger RNA, 858 nt
Organism: Lizanozyma spartinae
Lineage: Eukaryota; Fungi; Ascomycota; Pichiomycetes; Serinales; Debaryomycetaceae
Gene: TEP1
Product: putative phosphatidylinositol-3,4,5-trisphosphate 3-phosphatase
Exons: 2
Coding region: 1-858 (285 amino acids)
Biological process (GO): negative regulation of cell population proliferation; regulation of phosphatidylinositol 3-kinase/protein kinase B signal transduction; phosphatidylinositol 3-kinase/protein kinase B signal transduction
Cellular component (GO): cell projection; nucleus; cytosol
Molecular function (GO): protein tyrosine phosphatase activity; phosphatidylinositol-3,4,5-trisphosphate 3-phosphatase activity
Source: RefSeq, a predicted model, not a curated record